Messenger RNA from Adineta steineri, 1491 nucleotides. NCBI's taxonomy places the organism in Eukaryota, Metazoa, Rotifera, Eurotatoria, Adinetida, Adinetidae. The record is from the annotation of a GenBank genome assembly.
AUGAGUCAAUUAGCAACAACAAAUUCAGCUAAGUAUAUUUCUUCUAUAAAUUUAUAUUCAACGAUAUGGCAAUGGCAAAUAACAAAACAUUAUGUUUUACAUGUAACAAAGAAAAAAAUAACAUAUCUUUGUGAUGGAUGUUCAAAAAAGUUUUGUUUAAUUCAUUUAACAGAACAUCAAGAAAACUUAAAUAAAGAAUUAAAAUGUCUUAUUAAUGAUUGUGAUGAAUUUAAAGACAAAUUGAAUAAACUAAAACAAAAUCGACAAUAUCCACAAAAUCAGACAUUAAUAAAACAAAUCAAUGAAUGGGAAAAAAAUUCAAUUGAAAAAAUUAAAGAGAAAGCAGAAGAUUGUAGAAAAAUUGUUAUUGAAUCUUCAGAAACAUUUUUAAUUAAUAUUGAAAUGAUAUUUAUUGAUUUAACUGAACAAAUAAAACAAAUUCAAAAAGAAAAUGAAUAUAAUGAAAUUAAUUUAAAUUAUUUGAAGGAUCAAUUAAUACAAAUUAAACAAAAAUUAAAUAGUUCAUCAAAUAUUUCUGUCCAAGAAGAUUCACAAUCAUUUAUUAAUGAUAUUUCAAUUAUUUCAUCAGAAAAACCAAAAUUGAAUAAAUGGAGACAAAAUGCCAUCACUGUGGCUGGUGGAACUGGGCUAGGGCAAAAACUAGAUCAGCUUAAUUUGCCUGCUGGAAUCUCUAUUGAUAAAAACAAAAAUAUUUUCAUCGCUAAUUUUUAUAAUCAUCGCAUUGUCGAAUGGAAAUACAAUGCAAAGGAAAGACAAACGAUUGCAGGUGGAAAUGGCAAAGGAAAUCGAAUGGAUCAGUUAGAUCGACCAACAGAUGUAAUUGUUGAUCAACAAACUCAUUUGAUUAUCAUUGCUGAUCGUGAUAACAGACGAGUGAUUCGAUGGAUAAAUCAAAAUCAACAAGUUCUCAUUGGCAAUAUUGACUGUUGUAUUUUUUCAAUAGAUAAACAUGGAUUUCUUUACCUUUCUAAUGCGUGGACGAAUGAAGUGAGACGAUGGAAAAUGGGUGAAUAUAACAACGAAGGAAUUAUAGUGGCAGGUGGAAACGGUGAAGGAGAUCAACUCAAUCAAUUCCACUAUCCUACUUUUAUGUUUGUUGAUGAAGAUCAAUCAAUUUAUGUAACAGAUCAAAGAAAUCAUCGUGUGAUGAAAUGGAGAAAAGAUGCAAAAGAAGGAAGAAUUGUGGCUGGAGGAAAUGGUAAAGGAAGAAAUCUUAAUCAAUUGUCUUGUCCUGCAGGAGUGAUUGUUGAUGAUUUAGGUCAAAUCUAUGUGACAGAUUCUCAUAAUCAUCGAGUAAUGCGUUGGUGUGAAGGGGAAAAAAAAGGUGAAACUAUUGUUGGUGGACAUGGUAAAGGAAGUCAAUCAAAUCAAUUGUAUUAUCCCUAUAGUUUGUCUUUCGAUAAUGAAGGAAAUCUUUAUGUUGUUGAUUUUUCGGAACAUCGAAUUAAAAAGUUUGAAAUAAUAUUGUAA